CCAGGUGUGCCGAAUGCUGCCUGGUGCGCAGCCCCUCCCCGGAGGUAGGGCCUCACCUGCGGUGAGCAGGUAGGCGGCUACCUGGUAACCUGAGCUGGCCCGGGAAGCUUGGGCGCACGCAGCCAUCCCCGGGCACAGCAGGGACCGAGGGACUCGGGCAGGGGUGGCCGCCGGCGUGACGGGAGGCUGAGAGAGGGGCCUCCGCCCUCUCACCAUGGUCGAGGGACGCUUCUCCAAGUUCUUGCAGAAACUCACCUUCUCGGGCGCAGGCCACCAGUACGAGCCGCUGGAGAGGGGCGAAUUGGAAACCUUGAUUGAUGGACCAUGUGAGUUGAAAGCCAUUGAGAAAGAAAAGACAGUGGUUGCUCUGCCACCCAAGGAGGCGAGCAAAUGCCACCGAGAGGAUUUGGCCAAAGCAUUUUACGUGGAUUUACAGAACGGGCUAUCGGAGUUCUCCGUCACGCAGCGCAGGCUGGUCCACGGCUGGAAUGAGUUUGUUGCCGAUAACACGGAACCCAUGUGGAAGAAAUACCUCGAUCAGUUUAAGAACCCCCUGAUCCUGCUGCUUCUGGCCUCUGCCUUGGUGAGUGUCCUUACGAAGGAAUACGAGGACGCUGUCAGCAUCGCCUUGGCGGUGCUGAUCGUGGUCACUGUUGCCUUCAUCCAGGAGUAUAGGUCAGAGAAAUCUCUGGAAGAGCUGACCAAGCUGGUUCCUCCAGAAUGUAACUGCAUAAGAGAAGGAAAGCUCCAGCACCUGCUUGCACGAGACCUGGUUCCUGGAGACAUUGUGUCUCUCUCCAUCGGAGACCGGAUCCCCGCGGACAUCCGUCUCACAGAGGUCACAGACCUCCUGGUGGACGAGUCCAGUUUCACAGGAGAAGCUGAGCCAAGCAGUAAGACGGACACCCCGCUGACGGGUGAGGGUGACCUCACCACCCUGAGCAACAUUGUCUUCAUGGGGACCCUGGUGCAGUGUGGAAAGGGGAAGGGCGUCGUGAUUGGAACAGGCGAGAGGUCCCAGUUCGGAGAAGUGUUUAAGAUGAUGCAAGCCGAAGAGACGCCUAAAACUCCUCUACAAAAAAGCAUGGACAGGCUGGGGAAGCAGCUGACACUUUUCUCAUUCGGCAUCAUUGGCCUCAUCAUGUUCACAGGCUGGCUGCAAGGGAAACAGCUCCUUAGCAUGUUCACCAUCGGGGUCAGCCUGGCUGUGGCCGCCAUUCCAGAGGGCCUGCCCAUCGUCGUCACAGUCACGCUGGUCCUGGGAGUGCUGCGGAUGGCCAGGAAGCGGGUCAUUGUGAAGAAGCUGCCAAUCGUGGAGACUUUAGGUUGCUGUAAUGUCAUCUGUUCUGAUAAGACAGGGACUCUGACUGCCAAUGAAAUGACUGUCACCCAGCUCGUCACGUCUGAUGGGCUCCACGCCGAGGUCAGCGGAGUUGGAUAUAACGGCAAAGGAACUGUCUGUCUUUUACCCUCAAAGGAAGUCAUUAAGGAGUUUUCCAACGUCUCAGUGGGCAAAUUAGUGGAGGCAGGCUGUGUUGCCAACAACGCUGUCAUCAGGAAAAACGCUGUCAUGGGCCAGCCCACAGAAGGCGCCUUGAUCGCCCUGGCAAUGAAGAUGGACUUAAGUGAUAUUAAAGAUUCAUACGUGAGAAAAAAAGAGAUUCCAUUCAGUUCCGAGCAGAAGUGGAUGGCAGUACAGUGCAGCCCCAAGAGUGAGGAGCAGGAAGAUAUUUACUUCAUGAAGGGGGCCUUUGAGGAAGUGAUUCAUUACUGUACCAUGUACAACAACGGGGGCAUCCCUCUGCCACUGACGCCUCAACAGAGAUCCUUCUGCCAGCAGGAGGAGAAGAGGAUGGGCUCGCUUGGCCUGCGCGUGCUGGCCCUGGCUUCUGGGCCCGAGCUGGGGAGGCUGACGUUUCUGGGUCUCAUUGGAAUCAUCGACCCCCCGAGGGCUGGUGUGAAGGAAGCAGUACAAGUGCUCUCUGCAUCAGGCAUGUCCGUGAAAAUGAUAACAGGAGAUGCUCUGGAGACAGCCUUGGCGAUAGGAAGGAGCAUCGGUCUGUGCAACGGGAAACUGAACGCCAUGUCCGGGGAGGAGGUGGAGAGUGCGGAGCAGGGCGAGCUGGAUGAGCGCGUCAGGAAGGUGUCUGUCUUCUUCAGGACCAGCCCAAAGCACAAACUCAAAAUCAUAAAGGCUUUGCAGGAGUCGGGGGCGAUCGUGGCCAUGACAGGGGAUGGAGUAAACGAUGCUGUCGCUCUGAAGUCGGCAGACAUCGGGAUCUCCAUGGGGCAGAUGGGGACGGACGUCAGCAAGGAGGCCGCCAGCAUGAUCCUGGUGGAUGAUGACUUCUCAGCCAUCAUGAAUGCAGUGGAGGAAGGCAAGGGGAUUUUUCAUAACAUCAAGAACUUCGUCCGAUUUCAGCUGAGCACAAGCAUCUCAGCCUUGAGCCUCAUCACUCUGUCUACUGUGUGCAACCUCCCCAGCCCUCUCAAUGCCAUGCAGAUCCUCUGGAUCAACAUCAUCAUGGACGGGCCGCCGGCACAGAGGUGCUCAGGAAGUGACUGGGUGAACAGAAGAGUGAGGCUGGCUGAAUGCUGCAGCUUGGGGGUAGAGCCGGUCGACAGGGACACCCUCCGGCAGCCACCACGCAACAUCAAGGACACAAUUCUCAGCAGAGCCCUUGUCCUGAGAAUCCUCCUGUCAGCCACCACCAUCAUCAGUGGGACCCUCUUUAUCUUUUGGAAGGAGAUCCCGGAGGACAAGGCGAGCACCCCGCGCACCACGACCAUGACCUUUACCUGUUUUGUGUUCUUCGACCUCUUCAACGCCUUGACCUGCCGCUCCCAGACCAAGCUGAUAUUUGAGAUUGGUUUCCUCAGGAACCGCACGUUCCUCUACUCCGUGCUCGGGUCCAUUCUGGGGCAGAUGGCCGUGAUUUACGUGCCACCCCUGCAGAAGGUCUUCCAGACAGAGAACCUGGGAGCGCUCGAUCUAUUGCUUUUAACUGGAUUGGCCUCGUCUGUGUUCAUUUUGUCAGAGCUCCUCAAACUAUGUGAAAAAUUCUGCUCCAGAGCCAAGAAAGCCCAGAUUCACCAGGAAGAUGUAUAGUGGCCCCUGACCUGUAUAAUAUCUCCUAAAUCUAUUUUUUUUUUUUGUAACUGUGGCCCUCCCCUCACCCUGCCUCUUCCAAGGGGUAUUUUUAGGACAUCAUGACAUCAGGUCCUUACCUGGUUGUU
Camelus dromedarius (Arabian camel) is the source of this 3237-nucleotide messenger RNA. RefSeq names its product ATPase secretory pathway Ca2+ transporting 2 (gene ATP2C2). The record is from RefSeq and is a predicted model, not a curated record. The transcript is spliced from 28 exons. Gene Ontology annotation, cellular component: endoplasmic reticulum; Golgi membrane; plasma membrane. Bases 215 to 3109 code for a protein of 964 amino acids. Gene Ontology annotation, molecular function: ATP hydrolysis activity; P-type calcium transporter activity; ATP binding. Lineage: Eukaryota; Metazoa; Chordata; Mammalia; Artiodactyla; Camelidae. Gene Ontology annotation, biological process: calcium ion transmembrane transport; manganese ion transport; intracellular calcium ion homeostasis.